Pungitius pungitius (ninespine stickleback) is the source of this 1694-nucleotide messenger RNA. RefSeq names its product RAB3D, member RAS oncogene family, a (gene rab3da). The coding region runs from base 131 to 793 and encodes 220 amino acids. The transcript has 5 exons. Gene Ontology annotation, cellular component: synaptic vesicle; endosome; plasma membrane. Gene Ontology annotation, molecular function: GTP binding; myosin V binding; GTPase activity. The record is from RefSeq and is a predicted model, not a curated record. Gene Ontology annotation, biological process: regulation of exocytosis; protein secretion; protein localization to plasma membrane. Lineage: Eukaryota; Metazoa; Chordata; Actinopteri; Perciformes; Gasterosteidae.
CAGGCGCGUGCACAGCACGGGAGGUCCGGGAGUGGAGAGCCCGACCGCAGCGCACUCCAGUCGGCUCUCAGGGAGCGGAGGAAGACGGUGGGACGGACGGAGGAGACGGACUCACAAACCACGAGACCAGAUGGCGCUGGCCAGAGACCCGGCGGCGGAGCAGAGGGACGCGGCCGACCAAAACUUUGACUACAUGUUCAAGCUGCUGAUCAUCGGCAACAGCAGCGUGGGGAAGACCUCGUUCCUGUUCCGCUUCGCCGACGACUCCUUCACCUCGGCCUUCGUCAGCACGGUGGGCAUCGACUUCAAGGUCAAGACCAUCUACAGGAGCGACAAGCGGGUCAAGCUCCAGAUCUGGGACACGGCGGGGCAGGAGCGCUACCGGACCAUCACCACGGCGUACUACAGGGGGGCCAUGGGAUUCCUGCUGAUGUACGACAUCACCAGCCAGGAGUCCUUCUGCGCCGUGCAGGACUGGGCAACCCAGAUCAAGACGUACUCGUGGGGCAACGCUCAAGUAGUGCUGGUCGGCAACAAGCUGGAUUUAGAAGAAGACCGGCAGGUCCCCACUGAAGACGCCCAAAGACUGGCUACAGAGCUCGGCUUCCAGUUCUUCGAGGCCAGCGCCAAAGACAACAUCAACGUGAAGCAGGUGUUUGACAAGCUGGUGGACGUCAUCUGCGAGAGGAUGAACGAGAGCGUGAGCGGCGACGUCACCCCGUCGGCCAAUCACAAGGAGGCCGGCCUGAAGGAGCCGCAGCCCCGCAGCGGCCCGGCAGGCUGCGCGUGUUGAAAGUUAAUAGAGUUGUCCCGAAGUCAUCACGCAGAUGUACUGCAACCCUUUAUGGGACGCUUCUUUACAUUUUUUUGAUCUUUUCACAACUGGCUGAAUGUGACUGUUUACUCCGAGGUGCCAAAGAGUCGCACUGAGCAGCUGUGCCUUUUUUUUCUUUCGUAGCACGUCACCGCUGCUUCGUUACUUGUUGAUUAGUGGCUGAGCGGCACCUGUUGCAGGUGGAUGCGCCUGAAUGGCCGGAGUCGUCGCGUGGGAGGUGUCUGUGGUUUGGUGUCAUGUCGCCCCCUUGUGGCUGUUGCAUGGAAAUGCAUCACACCGCUGUGUGUCCGGGGUACUUCCAGCCUGCUGAGGAAGAAGGAAGUUCAAACAUCAAGGGGGUGGUUUCAGUCUUGUUAUUAGCGUGAUGGAGGAAAAUCGUCUUUUUAAUUUACAUAUUUUUCUUAUUGCAGGCUUUUACUGGUUAAUGCUUAUUCAAUAUUUCCGUUGCCAGGUUUAUUGUGUCGCUCUAUGUGGGGAUUAAAAUGUGUGGAUGCAUAAAAGAUGACUGUUGGUUUUCAUUUGCACAAAGUUUAUUAUGUUAAUGUUAUCUUUCUAAAUAUAUAAUGUUGAGUUCUUAAUAGUAACAAUAGCUCUCUAGAAGUUUCUAAGAAAUGAUUCACUUUAACAUGGAGUCAAACAUUUAUACCAAGUUACAAGUUAAUUAUUCCUCAAGUUUUUAUGUAAUUGAUAUUGAUCCAUUUAUUUGUGCUUUUGAGCUUUGUUGGUUUUAAGUAAUCGUUCAUGAGCAUCAAUAUUAUAUAUUUCAAAGUUUGCUGGGAAACUUUCUGUUCUAUUUUGAAAAGGACUUUGUUCACAAGGAAAAGUUGGUGAAGUCUAGGACAUGAACUCUACCCCCCCC